AUGAAUCUGGAAAUCGAAGAGAAAUCCCCAUGCGGCAAUUUCGUCCGGUACAAGAAAAUCCUGGGCAGAGGAGCGUUCAAAGACGUCUACAAAGCGUUCGACCAUUUGUCUAACAGAGAAGUCGCCUGGAGCCUGAUCUCCGUCGAGGAAGAAGAAGACUCGAAAACCUCGAAGAAGAAGAAUCUAGAGAAAUCCCUCUGCUCAGAAGCCGUCUUAUUGAAAUCCCUCAACCACAAAAACAUCAUGAAGUGCCACAGCUUCUGGUUCGACCGCCGCCGCAAAACCGUCAACAUCAUCACCGAGCUCUUCUCCGGUGGCAGCCUCCGCCACCACACCAAGAAACUCGGUUGUGCCGCCAUCGACCCGACGACCAUCAAAGCCUACGGCAGCCAGAUUCUAGAAGGCCUCCAAUACCUCCACACCCGAAGCCCUAAAAUCGUCCACCGCGACAUCAAGUCCGACAACAUAUUCGUCAACCCCACCACAGGCGAAGUUAAGAUCGGAGAUUUCGGACUGGCGUCAGAAAUAGAGCGGGACCCGCUCAGGUCAUUCGCGGGAACCCCCGAAUUCAUGGCACCCGAGUACUACGAAGAGGAGUACAACGAAUUGGUUGACAUUUACGCAUUCGGAUUGUGCUUGAUGGAGAUGGCCACUUGCGAGUGCCCUUACUCCGAAUGCACAAACCCCGCCCAGAUUUUCAAGAAAGUCACCACCGGAAUUAAACCAGCAGCUCUCGGAAAAGUCAAGGAUUAUGAAGUCAAGGAGAUUAUCGAAAAGUGCUUAUCACCAGUUUUUUCGAGGCCCUCUGCGAGUGAGCUAUUGAAAGAUCCGUUCUUUUCUUCGUCGAAUGGAACAGAAACAGCAAUGGAGGAGGAAUGUUCCGGAACAUCGAGUUCCCGUUCGGAAGUUUCAGAAGUUUCUACAGGAGGUGAAGACAGCAUGGAAGACUUGAUUCUUUCGGAUUUACGUACAUUGUACGAUGACAUGUCUUUGGGAGAGGUUGCUAAUAGUACAGUAGGCAAACCGCACAGCAGCUCCGAUUACUCUAUGAAUUCGAGAAUCACUUACGCUUCUUCGUCAUGUGCUGUGUCGAAGGAUUCGUGUUUCAUUGUAUCGAAACCAUCCUUGGACAUUUUUAUGCAUUGA
Erythranthe guttata (spotted monkey flower) is the source of this 1146-nucleotide messenger RNA. Its product is annotated as serine/threonine-protein kinase WNK8. The record is from RefSeq and is a predicted model, not a curated record. Lineage: Eukaryota; Viridiplantae; Streptophyta; Magnoliopsida; Lamiales; Phrymaceae. Gene Ontology annotation, molecular function: protein kinase activity; ATP binding. Gene Ontology annotation, biological process: protein phosphorylation.